Molecule: messenger RNA, 3129 nt
Organism: Magallana angulata
Lineage: Eukaryota; Metazoa; Mollusca; Bivalvia; Ostreida; Ostreidae
Exons: 4
Coding region: 477-1343 (288 amino acids)
Source: RefSeq, a predicted model, not a curated record
UCGGUUGAAAGGAUAAACUACAUUUCAUUCGAUAAAUUGAUUUUUGUUAUCUUUUGAAAAAAGUUAAAGGAAUCAAUACUAUAUACAAAAACAAGGGGUGGAAAAGAUACGGAGCUCGUAGAAUGGCGGUGGAAUGCCGGGAAACGUCACGUGAUUACUUGUAACAAUACGCUGUUUGUUGCCGACUCCAAUCAAUACGGUGAAAUGUUCUAAACAUAUCUUGACUGUGUCGGUAGUAUAUCACUGUGAGCACAGAGAUUGGUUGACUAUGAUUUACCGGAACUUUUUCAAAUUCUAUCAGUGGCAAUUCUUGUUAAGAGGAUCUUCCCCUUGUAUCAGUCAGCAGACAAUCCCAAGGGAAUGAAAUGAAAUCGAUCUCCUCGAUUCUGCAUGCAACGGAGCCCACAAAAGUUAUUGCUUGAGAGCUGCGGGUGUUUUGAAGUCGCUACAAGUUCUAGGGACUGCAAGGUGUAAAAAUGAGUCAAACCAGCGAGUUACUGUCUGACGACGAUACCGCCAGCGGUGUGACGUACUCCGACAAGUACCCGUAUACAGCGUCAUCAGGAGGCUCCGAUCGGGAGGAGCGCGGGAAACUGGAGAGACAACACACGGAAAUCUCGGAAUUAUCAGACGACAGUUAUUUAACGUAUCAACCUCUUCUACCAAACGACACCGAGGGGGGAGGCGCACUCGGUGGUGAAAACCCAGCGGCUGAUAAUGAAGAAAUACAGUGCAGUUGUGAUAGUUGCCGCGAAGAAGCUAUGCGAGCAACGUACGGAAACCAAGACGUUAUCGUGGAGGAGGGUGAGUGCUUGUGUGAAAACUGUGUCAAAUCUCGACAAUACAUUCAGUAUGAGAGAACGAACAAAGCUUUGGACCACAGUCAUCCAGAGAACGUGAGCAGUGCUCGGACAGCUCAGUGGCGAGCGGGACAGGCCCACUGGACCGGGAUCAGCUUCUCUGAUGAUGACAUCGAAAUCAUGGCCGACACCGACUACUACCACGAUAAAAAUGUGUUUUAUAUUGACCCAUCAGUGGCCAGAAGUUUACUGAGUGAGUUUUUAGUGAGAGACACCCCGAGGAGGUCUGAUCUACAUAUUCAUAUGGACACUCGGACCAAGCGACAGAAAUUCGUAGCACGCGCCGUGAUGAUAGUUUCCAUGACAAUGUUCACGGUCAGCGCCCUCUUGGUAAUGGUUUCCCUGAUCAUGUCCGACAAGAUAGAUGAUCUAGUAAGAGGAAAUAACAAUCUUCUCCACAAGCCAAUGCUUUCCAGCACGCCCAUAUCCAUAGUAACAAACCUUACUGACGUCAUCACGAACGUCACCAGAGGACAGGGUUGACAAUCAAGUGUCGACAAAAGACCGAGAUAACCAGAUGUCUGCAUUCCAGCACAUUGCAAUGCAUUCCCAUCCUUUGAAGUCCAGUAGUCUGACUGCCGGUCUUAGGGGUUUUCUAGUGCCAUAGAUUUGCUAUCUUAGAGAUACUUGUGAAUUUUGACGUGUUGAUGGUUUAUUUCUACGCAGCCGUAAGAGUUCAUUGGCUCUAUGGUGAAAUAGCAUAGAAACCGUUUCCUUCCUCCCACCCAUGUUUUUAUUCACAGGAACCAAAUCAUCGGAAGGCAGAUUUCCGUGAAUGUGCUAUUGAAAGACACACCAAAGUGACGACCGAUAAUGACUUAUUGCUGUAUUGCAGAAAAAAAACAACUUGUUUCUGCUUGGUUACAAUGAAUAUAAAUAUACCACGAAGUGGGUUUAUAAUAGACUAUUUUAGUCACAAGAAAUCUAUAGGUUUCCAUUUUUUGUAAAUGAUAUGGCCAACGCUAUGGACAUUUUUUUAUGCAGAACAAUAAUCAUAGCGAUUUGAUGACAGUUUACCUGUUGUUGUCGUUAGUUAACUAUGAUAUUGUUAUUGAAUUGUGGCGUAUCAUUUAGUUGAUAGGAAAUCACUCACCUGGCUGUACCAUUGAUGCAUCAUUAGAGCAAGGUUCGUGUUUGUCCAAGUCUUUAGAUUUGUUUGAGGACAAACAAAGAACUCGGUUCUCUAAACGAAUUGUGAUUAGGAAGCACUCUAAGAGAACAACGAAGCUGGAAACUUACUUUACUCUUGAUCGUUAUACUAUACAUCAACCAGAUACUCUUAUGGUACACAUAACACUUAGUGUACAUUGCAACGAAAUUAUUAAUUCAUCAGCAUGACGGUUGUUUGUAGCGGGUUCUAGUGACCGUGAAACAUUAGAUAUAGGGAUAAAAAUUUUAACGGAUUUUAAUCGAUAAUAUUACGCUUGAUGCAGCUAGAUAGACGAUAUAAAGGUGUCACCUUAAUGAGAACCAUUUGGAUAACUUUGUUUUGUUAUGGGUGUUCAUUCGGGUGAUCUACAAAAGUCAUUCAAUAACAUUUGAGAUUGUAAAUAUGCCCCAUCCUUUUACCUUCCACGCUUUGUGUGGCGCCUUAAUUAUUGAACUUCGUACGAAAUUUAUUCAGUAAACUGAGAGUUUUUGUUGACAUCUAUUUAAAUAGUACAUACGGUUUUAAAAGAGUAAACAAGAUUGACAUUGUGGUUUGAUAAUGUUUUAUUUUUUUUUUGUUCCAAUCAUAUUUUACCAUUGAUUAUAUGCGUAUAUAAUUGGUAACGCUUGAUCAGGGAUUCCAGCUAUUUGUUGUGCUGAAGAAGAGAGCGGGGAUUUAAUGGGGGCUGGUGGGGAAACCUUAUGGUCGUCCUUGAUGCUUUUUACCCAUUCAAAUACUAAUAUUCUGUCCAAAUAUCAAGUUGUUUUCCCCUGAAGUUUGUUACAACGUCAAAGAAUAAACAAACGCCAUGCCAUUUGAUUGGUUUCCUCUUGGGCGUCGCUUUCUUUGAAGCAGUUGAUUAACCUGAUGCAGACCGACGUGAUAAAGUGAUCGUGUUUCAUGAAUAUCCGUUCUCUCCGUGUUAUACAUUUUAUUAACCAUUUUAUUGAAUUACAUGAAAAUGAAAGUGAAGCCUCUGAAAAUAUUUCAUUCACAAAAAAGUUUUAAUCCAAGAGAUUUGUGAUUGUUGUUAUGGUAACCUUUUUUCUCAAUUCAGAUAUUUAUAUAAAUAUGCGUUCGUUAUAUGACAACGUGUAAUAAAAACGUUAUAUAUUUUUA